Crotalus tigris (Tiger rattlesnake) is the source of this 5733-nucleotide messenger RNA. Its product is annotated as zinc finger protein 585A-like. Bases 793 to 4203 code for a protein of 1136 amino acids. The transcript has 4 exons. Gene Ontology annotation, biological process: negative regulation of transcription by RNA polymerase II. The record is from RefSeq and is a predicted model, not a curated record. Gene Ontology annotation, molecular function: DNA-binding transcription repressor activity, RNA polymerase II-specific. NCBI's taxonomy places the organism in Eukaryota, Metazoa, Chordata, Lepidosauria, Squamata, Viperidae.
CCUGCCUUCAGGCGCUUUGGAGAAUAGCUUGACUCCCUCUUCUUUGUGGCAACCCUUGGACUUCAUGGAUUUGAACUCCCGGCAUUGGUUGGUGAAUUCUGGGAACUGAAGUCCACAUAUCUUAAAAGUUGCCCAAGGUUGAUGAAGACUGAUUGCUUUUUAAACAGUGUUAGCCUGUCGGUCCCAAAUCCCGGCUCAAGGAUAUUUUGCCACCGCAACCCAGUUCCUUUUCCUUUGCAACCUUGUCCAUUUUAUUCUGGACGUCUUUUUCCUCCUUCCUCUCCGGCAUCUUUGUUUUUCUGGAAAAAGGAGAAAAGCACCGCCUCAGAAAAAGAAUAAAUAAAUCCUUAGCUCCUUUUUUUUUUUUUUUUCUUUCCCCUCUGGCACUCCACGGGUUAAGGAGAAGAAGGGGCGAUUCCUAGAGGGGCUCCGGAAGAUGAAAGGGCUGCGAGUUUAGAGGCAUUUAACCAAAAAAAAAAUAUAUUAAAAAAAAAUAAAAGUUCCUUCCUGUUUUAAUUUCCUGCAGGAGCUGCUGAAUGGAAGAUGGGAGAAGGCGCUGCUACUGCUGCCGCCGACGCGCGCAGAGGGAAUGGGUUCCUCUGCAGAGACGGCCUAUCUCCCUCUAAACUAGAGUUAGUGGCGUAACUAGGGAAGCCUGGAGCGUGCCUGCCACUUAACCAACCAACCUUACAUGAGAAUCUGUUCAGGGAUCGACAGCCUUAGGCCAUAUGUUUGAUCCAGCCCAUGCUGAGGACUGGGAAGUCUCCUAAGGAAGGGGCUGGCUGACCACGGAUGAGGCCCAAACAGACUUGGGACAAAAUGGCUGCCAAGGAAGGGACCCAGUCAAGCUUCGGCCUCCGGUUUCAUGCCGAGCUGGAGCAAGGAAUGCAUCAGCGGAUUAAGAUGGAGGAAGAGGAGCCGGCGAAUUCCUCCACAUCUGGAGAAGGCUUGGAGGAAGCUCCUCACCUCCUUCAGCCUGGAAGCAUUCGGGAGUUCUUGCAAAGACCGCCCGGAGACCAGGAAGCUGGAGAUGGGCUCCUCCAGCGGUGGGAGGCCCAGUGGCAGGAUUUUCUGAAGAAACUGGAGUACCCUCACUCAGAAUGGGAGACGCCCCAGUUGCUGGACGAGCCCACCCCCUGGGACAACACCAAGGCCUUCCUGGCGUCUUUUGAACAAGUGGCCCAGGCCUGCCAGUGGCCCAGAGAAGACUGGAUGGCCCGUCUCUUGCCUGCCCUGAGCGGGGAAGCAGAGCAGAUCUUCAGCAAUCUGGACACCAGAGACCGGGUGGACUAUGACAAGGUCAAGGCGGCCAUCUUGAGGGGGGACGCCAUUGCCAGGGAGCGCCAGCGGCAGAACUUCCGACGGUUCUGUUACCAGGAGGCUGAAGGCCCGAGGGGUGUCUACUGCCAGCUCCAGAAACUUUGUCAUCGUUGGCUGAAGGUGGAGAGACACUCCAAAGAGCAGAUCCUAGAGCUGCUGAUCCUGGAGCAGUUCCUGGCCAUCCUGCCCCCGGAGAUGCAAAGUUGGGUCCGGGAACACGGUCCGGAAACCUGCUCCCAGGCGGUGUCCCUGGCCGAGGAUUUCCUGCAAAGGCAACCAGCCGAGGCGGGUUGGGAAGAACAGGAGCUGGGACCCAUUGAAGAAAUUGCGCUGGACUUCUCCGAGGGAGAAGAGUCACCAUCAAAUGAGGCCGAUGGGGACAUUCAGGAGAAAGAUGUUGGAUCCUUGGGAUGGACGUGCAUUAAUGAGAAGAUGGCCCACGCCGAAAGUUUUGACCAAGUUUUCAACAGGACCCUGAAACGGGGGAGACUGGAAAACAAGGUUUCCCACUUUGGGGAGCAGGAUGACAUUUUGCACGGGUGGUACCGAGCUGAGAGGAAGAAAGGAAGUGGCUUGCAAGACAGGGAGGAAGGCUCCCCCUUCUGGGAGGGCGAGGAAUUGCUGGAUGGUCCCGGCGAUGACGAGCAGUUCCACGAAGGAAAAGACGCCUAUCUGGUGGGCGGGUGGAGCUUCAGGCAGAGAGCCGAUCUGAUUAAACUCGAGAAAAACGAUCUUUACAAAUUCUCCGACGGUGGGAGGAGCUUCAAAGCGAUUUCCCCGUGCGCUUCAAGCAACGAGAACGACGAGGAGAAAAAGCCGCACCAGUGCCCCGAGUGUGGCAAGUCCUUUAUUGCCAAAGCACACCUGAUCAUCCAUCAGCGGAUCCACACCGGAGAGAGGCCCUUUAAAUGCCUGUCCUGUGGGAAGACCUUCACCCAGCGCUCAAACCUCACUGUCCAUCAGCGCAUCCACACGGGUGUGAAACCCUUCCAGUGCGCAGACUGCGGGAAAAGUUUCUGCUCCAGCACCAACCUCAGCAAACACCAGAGCGUCCAUGUGAAAGGGGCCCCGUACAAAUGCUUAGCCUGCGGGAAAAGCUUCAAGAUCCACGCCCAUUUUAUCGCGCACAAGAGAAUCCACGCCCGGCGGAAACUCCACUCCUGUCCGGACUGCGGGAAAUCCUUCCUCGCCGCCUUGCAUCUCAUCAUCCACCAGCGAAUUCAUACCGGAGAGAAACCCUAUAAAUGCUUAGAGUGUGGGAAAAGCUUCAGCCAGAACGCUCACCUCAAAGUGCACCAGAAAAUCCACAAAAAGGGGAAGAGGUUUCAGUGCGCUGACUGCGGAGAAAGCUUCCUCUCCAGGUUGAACCUCAGCCAGCAUCAAACCCUCCACUUCGCCGAUAACCCCUACACGUGCACCGAAUGCGAGAAGUCCUUCCGCCUCAACUCUCACCUGAUGGCUCACAAGCGGAAUCACGCCGCCAAAAAGCCGCACAAGUGCUCCUAUUGCGGAAAAGCUUUCUUUACCAAAUCCUACUUCAUCAUCCACCAGAGGAUCCACACCGGGGAGAGGCCGUUCAAGUGCUUGACGUGCGGGAAAUGUUUCAGCCAAAGCUCCCACCUGAACGUCCACAAGCGCACCCACACCGGGGUGAAGCCGUUCCCGUGUUCUCACUGCGGGCAGAGUUUCAGCUCGAGCACCAACCUGCUCAAGCAUCAGAGGAUCCACACAGGGGAAAACCUGUACAUCUGCUCCGACUGUGGGAAAAGCUUUAAGGUGCAUUCCCACCUGAUUGCGCAUAAGCGGAUGCACGCCGCCAAAAAGCCCCACAAGUGCUCCUAUUGCGGGAAGUCGUUCUUCGCCAAGUCCUACCUCAUCAUCCACCAGAGGAUCCACACCGGGGAGCGGCCCUACAAAUGCUUGGCUUGUGGCAAGAGCUUCACGCAGAGCUCCAACCUGACGGUGCACGAGCGCACCCACACGGGCAAGAACCCGUUCCAGUGCUCGGACUGUGGGAAAAGCUUCAAGGUGAGUUCGCACCUGCUUGCGCACAAGAAAAUCCACGAAACCAAGAAGCCGCACAAGUGCUCGUACUGCCACAAGUCCUUCGUCUUCAAGUCGUAUCUGAUCAUCCACGAACGGAUGCACACGGGUGAGCGACCGUUCAAGUGUCUGGCGUGCGGGAAAAGUUUUAGUCAGAGUUCCCACCUGAACGUUCACAAAAGGACGCACUUGGGGAAGAAGCCGUUCCAGUGUUCCGAAUGCGGGAAAAGUUUCCGUGUGAGUUCCCAGCUCCUGGCCCACAAAACCAUGCACGUGGCCAAAAAGUCUUAUGCCAGCCCGACGAGCAACAGCAAUACCAAUAGUAGUAACAACAACAGCAAUAGCAAUAAAUGCCUGGAUUGCGGGAAAACGUUUAUUUCCAAGUCCUACCUGAUCAUCCAUCAGAGGAUCCACACCGGCGAGAGACCCUAUAAAUGCCUGGUGUGUGGGAAAUGCUUCAGCCAGAGUUCGCACCUGACGGUCCAUCAGAAGACGCACCGCCGCGUGAAGAUGUUCCAGUGCUCCGAAUGCGAGGAGAGUUUCAAUUCCCACAUGAAGCUGUUGAAGCACCAGAGGAUCCACAUGAAAGGAAAUCCCUUCCAGUGCUUGGAUUGCGGGAAAUCGUUUGUCACCAAAUCGCAACUCAUCAUCCAUCAGAGAAGCCACACAGGGGAGAGGCCGUACAAGUGCUUGGACUGUGGGAAAGGGUUCAGCCAGAGCUCCAAUCUUAUACGGCAUCAGAGGAUUCACUCGGGGGAGAACCCCUACAAAUGUUCGGACUGCGGGAAAAGCUUCUGUUCGCACGAGAAUCUGAUUAAACACCAGAGAAUCCACACCUAAAACCCUGAACGAGCUGUUGAUAAGAGGUUAUGGACCAGUGUUUCCCAACCUUGGGGAAUUCUGGGAGUUGAAGUUCGUGCAUCUUAAAAUCCCCAAGGUCGAGAAACAAUGUUAUGGACCAUUGCAUUGUAUUAGCCAAGUGUCCGUUGGGGAGACUACACUACAACAGAAGGCCACAUUGCCGUUUUGCUGUCACGACACGAGAAUUUGCUGCUUAUCCGAGCAUCAGUGGAAGAGAUGAAUCAUGUCAAGGCAGAGGAAUGGAGAAAGUCUCCCGGGGGGAGGGCGAUUCUCCCAUGUAUUUGGAAGCCUUUACUCAGAAUUUGAACUCAGUACUGUUUCUAAACUGAGGAGCUAAGAGUGGCCAGAGAAUGUUGUUCUGCAUCCGUCAGCCGGCUUCAGAAUGAUUCUUAAGGACCACCAGCCAAGCCAUCUCUUGACAAAAGCUUCCAGGUCACGUCCGUUAAGUAGUCACUCCAGAUGAGUUUCUUUUAAUUAGACUAAUCUCCGACUUUUUCUUCAGGCCUGUGAAGGGAUUUCUUUUUAUUUUAUCUCCACAAACGAUGACUCUGCCAGGAAGGUUCAACUGAGAGAAAGUCCAGGGCCUUCAAGGGCCUUCCGAGUUUUCAAGACUAGCUGGAUCCCCAUUGUCCUGCUCUGCCUCCAUAAUCACCACCCUGCGUUGAUCUUGGGAGUCUCUUCUGCAAGCUAGAAAUUUUCGUUCGUCUUUGUUUAUCUUAAAGAGAGGCAAUCCAGCGUUCUCCAUAUGUGCAAAGAUGGUGGGUGGUGGUUUAAAUCACAUCAAAGAUGGGGGGGGCUGGAGCCUAGCCUUGAUUCCUUCUGACUAGCAUCACUCUCUAGAUCGUAGGUUGACCAAGUCUAUCUGCCGCCUUUUGUUAUUUAAAAAAAUGGAUUCAGUUUGGGUCAUCUUCACGGAGACAUUCUUAUCCCAAGCUCUGAGGAGAUUUCUUUUUUCACAAGUUUGAAAAAUGGAAGCAUGGGACUUCCUAAGCUCCUCUAUAGAAGGUGGUAGGAUCAGCCCAGGAGAAAAGCCACAAAUCGUUGGCGGUUCUUGGUGGAUUUUCAGGUGCCACAAGGCCUAGUGUUUUUGGCCAGAUGUCUUAGAAUUGGUGCAGAGCGCAAGAAACUGGAUUUUUAAAAUGGUCUUUGGUUUAAACACCAGCCCACUGACCAGCUGAAGGUUUUCAGCCUCUUGAGUGUUUUCCCCAAAAUUAUUUAUUUUUCAAUACAUUAACGAAAUCAGAGUCCUGUUGAGCCAACCAACACCACCUGGACUCUGCAGUUAAGAAAAUGGUUGCGAGAUGAGUGACUUGGGGCUAAUUGAAGAAGACCGCCCCAACCCCGGUUCCUGCUUAUCUUCUGGAAAUGUGUGUAGGUCACCAAGCUGCUUUCAUAAGCAAGGAGGCGAAAUUCUUGAUUUUGUGCGUUUUGACAUGAUCAUCCAGCCUUCUGUGUUCACUGCCUCCCAAAGAACAGAAAAUAAGUCUUAGCAAACAACGUAUUCUUGUA